Poecilia latipinna (sailfin molly) is the source of this 2023-nucleotide messenger RNA. RefSeq lists its product as uncharacterized. The transcript has 8 exons. The annotation marks the transcript as partial. NCBI's taxonomy places the organism in Eukaryota, Metazoa, Chordata, Actinopteri, Cyprinodontiformes, Poeciliidae. The record is from RefSeq and is a predicted model, not a curated record.
UUGUAAAUAUAAUAAACUUUAAAUAUGAAUGCUUUUAUAAGUCGCUCUCUAAUAAAUUAUAUGAAAUGAAAUGUAAAUGCUUUUGGCUUUAACUGUUAGAAAGCAGUUGCUAUUGUGUUGUGUUUUUCUUUAUACAUGGCAUUAUCAGGAUAAUUACUUAAAAUGGCACAACUCACUUUCACACAGUCAGAAACAAGUAGACUGACAUCUAAUAUUACUUUUGAUUCUUAAUGGUUAAGCCAACCUUAAGACAAAUAAUUUUUGGCAUUCAGGCUUUUUAAAACUUUUACUAGGUUUGUUGCAGAAGAUGAUUAUUUAUAAUUUGUUUAAUUUUUGUUAAAUCCCAAUAUUAUAUGACAAGUCAUUUUAGGCAAAACAAGGAUCAUAUGUAAAAUGUAUACCUUCUUUAGAAAUAUUUAAACUGCACCAACCGAUAUAGGGCAUUAGCACAUUGCUAUGAUUCAUUUUGCUCUGUUUGUAACUGGAGAAGCCCACUUAUUUCCAUCUGCAUUUGGUGUUUUAUUCAGGUCGCGUAGCUGCAAUACAUAAUAUUGGUAAUUAGUAUAAUAUGUGAUAUUCAUGAGAGAUAUGGUAUUAUCCUCAGUCAAAUGUGAUACUUGACAGGUAUUUUUUGGAUUUAAUUCAUUUUUAAGGGAAAUUAUGGGUUGUAAACUGUCAAAGCUGCAUUUGGAGGUUGUUUUUGUUGUACUUUUGAAACAACAGUACUUUAUUUUAGUUGGUACAUUUUCUACUGCUGGAUUUUAAGUGAUUAACAUUUUGUAAAAAUGACAAUUAUGAAAGCUAUGUUUUUAACAAAAGUAAUAACUAAAAUCUUUCAAAUUUAGUUUUGUGAUCUUUAAUAUGUAUGGUUUUAAAGUGUUUUUAAUACAUUUUUGCUGUACUCAUCUAAUGCUUAAAUUUUUAAAUGCAGAUGCCUCGAGGGAAAUCUUACCGAAGAUCUGUAGCAGCUCGCCGCCGGAUGGAAACAGCUGGAGUCCAUCGAGUAGGAAUCCCAGAGACCUCCAGUGGUUUUGUUUCACGGAGAGGAACGGGCUGGAGACAUCGGGUUAAUGACUGGCCCUCCAGUUCAUUUACUAACCAUUUUCACAAGUUGGUCAUUCCGGAGGAGCGGUCUGAUGGAAAAUUUGUGCUGCUGAUUGGCGCGUCUCAUCUGCGAUCGUUUGCUGAUGGGAUUGUAAAGAUUUCGGAUGGGUGCCUUGAUUUUGGAGUGAUGUGCACUCCUAGGGCAGCUGCAGCUGACUUGCGUAUCGAGGCCUACCACGCUGUUGUUCCCCGUCAACCUGACGCUGUUUGUGUAACAGCUCCUUCAAACAAUCUUACUGCGUCCCUUAAUCCAGAUGAAGCGGGAGAGGAAUUUGAGAAGUACCUUUUGACUGUCUUGUAUCGUUGGCCGAAGGUCUUUUGUAUUGGUUUUCCGCUGCGCUUGACCGAAUCUGUGGAGAAGCAGAAUUUGUUUCAGCAAGAAUUUCAUCGCAGGGCAGCAAAGCUUGGUAUCCCCUAUUUUCCUGUGGCUGAAUACUUUCCUUUGAAGCGUCUGGAUCUCUGGAGCCGUGAUGGGAUCCACCUUAGCGAUGACUACGGCAUGCCUAUUCUCAAGAAACUCCUGUGGAUUUAUGCAAAUCGAUAUCUUGAAAUGUUGGAACCAAAGCCACCGGUGCAGAGUCAGGCAGCUACUGCUUACAAGCCAAGAUUUGUGCCUCGCAUUGUCGUAAAAGGGGAGGAAAGAAGGGUCCCAUCUUUGCCGUCUUCCGAGUGGAGGGUAGUGAGAUCUGGCAGGAAGAGGAACCACCCAGGGGAAAUGGAAUCUUCUUAUUCGCAGAAGAAAAGAGUGGUUCAUCACAAGAUUCAUGGGACUCGAGUAGUCUUGAGAGAGUGUUCCGUACCGCUGAAUCCUUCCCGUUUUUCACCUGACAUCUUGGUUGCCAUGGAAACGGUCUCUCCAUCAGACCUUUCAGAUGUUCACCCAGGCAUUGAGGUAAUUUACAGAAGACUGGAAGUAGCA